Lepus europaeus (European hare) is the source of this 3511-nucleotide messenger RNA. RefSeq lists its product as uncharacterized. NCBI's taxonomy places the organism in Eukaryota, Metazoa, Chordata, Mammalia, Lagomorpha, Leporidae. The record is from RefSeq and is a predicted model, not a curated record. Gene Ontology annotation, biological process: virion assembly. The transcript has a single exon. Bases 968 to 2398 code for a protein of 476 amino acids.
ACCCUUAUGGGGGAGAGGGACAGGAAACUAGGCCUGGGCAAAUAUCAGGGGCUUCUUAAGAGGUUAGAUGCUACCCAGAGCAGAACUGCCCCUCCCCUCCAGGAAACCUCUGGGCGCGCCCCAGAGCAGAGCUGCCCCUCCCCUCCAGGAAACCUCUGGGCGCGCCCCAGAGCAGAGCUGCCCCUCCCUUCGGAGGGUCUCUAGGCGCACACUUAUGAUGUCACUGCGACCGGCCAAUCCUGUAACACCUUAGCACUCUCCCUCAGCAUUCUCCGGUAUGCUAAUUGUCCCUCCGAACCAACCAAUCCCGUGCCACCUCUGCAUUUUAUACCAGCACUCUCCACCAGCAUUCUUCGCCAGCAUUCUCCCAUAUGCUAACGGUCCCUCUGAACUGACCAAUCCUAUGCAUGCGUUAGGAAUAUGCUAAUUCGUUGCCUAUAUAACCUGUGUAAAACUGCCGCUCAAUGCUCCUCACUGCCUGAGGUGGGGGGCCCGUUUGUGCAAACGUACAAUAAAUACCUCAUGCUUUUUGCAUCAGCUGGUUUGGAGUCUGGGUUUUUGGGCGUCCUCUCGAGCAAGUGGGCAUCUCUGCAACUGAGAGGUCCAACAUUUUUGGCGCCCAACGUGGGGCUCGAGGUCGCCCUCAGACCCAUUCUCUGCGGACCAGUUGGAGGUAUAAUUAAGUGUUUUCUGUCUGUUGUUGUCUUCGUCUUGAGUAUUCUGACUGGCCAGUAUCUGACCUGACUCUGUGGGACCAGUGGGGGAGGCAGGCGUGCCCAGCAACCCUUGGCCCGUUACCCGGAGGACGCUCCGGGUUAUGAGGGGAAACCCUCGGUCUGUUCCCCCGGAAGACGCACUCGGGGUGGUCUGGAGGUGGGUCGGAGACUAAGUCUCCCUCCUUCCCGGGGAGGGCUGGUCAGGCAGCCGCUCCCAAAAAUAGCGCAAUAGCGUUCGAUUUGUCCUAGCCAUGUGUUUUGUCUUGCUUACUGUAUAUGUCUGUGCAAUGGUUGUUCUUUUUGUUUGGGCUGAAAUCCUUAUACGCAAGGGUCAACAAAUAACCACCCCUUUAAGUCUCACUCUAGAUCACUGGAAGGACGUUCGAGAACGCGCGCGCCACCUCUCAGUGGAGGUUAAAAAGAAACAAUGGGCAAGAUUCUGUUCCUCAGAGUGGCCGGCCUUCGAGGUCGGCUGGCCAAGGAACGGCACUUUUAACCUCGAUAUUAUUUUACAGAUUAAGGAGCGCGUCUUUCGGCCAGGAUCCGAUGGACACCCUGAUCAGGUGGCCUACAUUACCACGUGGGAGGAUCUUUCACGUAACCCCCCUCCCUGGAUAGAACCCUUCUUCCCGACGGAGCCCAUACGGACCCCGAUACCCCCUCCUCCUAUCCCGGUUGUACCAACCUCCUCCCUAUUCCCUCUGAAGGAGAUUCGAGGUCCAAAACCUGACAAGCCACCGGUUCUUCCGGCUGAUCAGGACUUUCUGCUCCUUGACUCUCCCCCACCCUAUCUUCCCAGCCAACCUGCUCCCCCGCAGGAACCCCCACUACAACCAGAGCGGGAUGUGCAGCCUUCUGCACCAUCCCCUGAUUCCACGAGGGAAGGGGAAGAAGUCUCAGCGCCUUCCCCGCCCUCCAGCCGCCUGCGCCUCCGUCGGGGGCAGGCAGGGGGCUCGGGAAGCGUCUGGACUUCGCAGGCUUUUCCUCUUCGCUCGGUGGCUGGCCAGAUGCAGUACUGGCCAUUCUCUGCUUCCGAUCUUUACAAUUGGAAAACCCAUAACCCCUCUUUCUCUCAAGACCCCCAGGCUCUGACUGGGCUGAUCGAGUCAAUUUUAUUGACUCAUCAGCCCACCUGGGAUGAUUGUCAGCAGCUUCUGCAGACCCUCCUCACCACUGAGGAAAAGCAGCGCGUCUACCUCGAGGCACGGAAAAACGUCCCUGGAGCAGAUGGCCGACCGACCCUACUGCCAAACGAAAUCGAGGAGGCGUUUCCCUUAACCCGUCCUGAUUGGGACUACACCACCGUUGCUGGUAGGGAGCGACUUCGUCUUUACCGCCAGGUUCUCCUUGCGGGUCUCAGAGGGGCUGGAAAGCGCCCCACCAAUUUGGCCAAGGUACGUGCAGUAGUGCAGGGGGCUGAGGAAACGCCGGCAGGCUUCCUAGAAAGAUUAAUGGAAGCCUACCGUAUGUACACCCCGUUUGACCCCCUGGCAGAGGACCGGCAGGGAGAUGUAAUCAUGUCCUUUAUAGGACAGUCAGCGCCGGACAUCCGCAAUAAAUUGCAGCGGCUAGAGGGGCUUCAGGGAUAUACUAUACAAGAUUUAAUGAAGGAGGCAGAAAGGAUUUACAACAAAAAGGAUCCACAAGGAGCAGGAGGAAAGGGAAGGCCUGCACUGGCCUGAGGGAGGCUCGUAAAUCCCCAGAGGCAGUUAAAACUAAGGUGGAGCCUUCAGGUGUGGCAGCAACCCCUAAAAGCCCAACACUGCCUUAAGGCACUGCGCCUCCAAUUCCGCCCAUGUGGCCACCCCUUUUUGGUUAUUCCCCUCCCUUAAAUCACCCGCCGCCAUCUUGUAAACAGCGUGCCUACCCAACCUCACAGCCAGUCCUACUAGGCCCCGACGUGCACAGUCUUCCCUGUAAAUGGGGGACCACGGCCUUUCUCUGCACUCUCUUCCAGUCAGUGUAGCCUGUUGCACCCUUGCAGACCACAGCCAGAUACUCUAGGGGAGACUAGUCCUUGGGCUGCUUUUUUCCUCUCCAUUUACAAUUCAAUGCUGUCCUCACUAGGAAGAAAAAAUGCCUUUGGCUACCACUGGCCUUACCUAAAGGAACAAAAACCUUCAUCCAUUAACCCUUUCCAACCUAAUGAGUCUUUAUUUGCAGUUAAUGAAACUUUUUCUCCAGCACUACGGAAGCCUCUCAUUCCCUGCCGCUUUGUUUCAGAUGUGUUUCCCUGUCCUAAGCAACGGGCUUCUAUGCUGAUGACCAGCUCUUUUCUGUGCUGCUGUAGUUAACUUAUCUAAGAGUUUGCACGUGUCUUGAAGGUUUCGUGUUUUAUUGGAUUUGUCUGUCUUUAAUGUUUGAGUGAUUACCUAACUCUGAUCAGAUCUGCCCCACAGCUUUGGUUAAAAUAUUCAGGUUAUACGUACUAGUUUUUGGCUAAGCGGUUGACUCUCUAACAGUUUAAAUUCUCAAAUGGAGUCUAACAACUUUGGGACUUCCAGUAGGAUCCCUGGAACUCUCAAAGGAUGGGACUCUAAAUUUGUUAAAGUAACAACUGUUUAAGUCUAUUUAAAUUAUGCAGUGUAUUAAAAUAUUGUAGAUGAUGUCGGACCUAUGUUGUAUUCGUGUUUUUGCUUUCCAGCUAAGGUGGUCUUACAAGUUUUUAUAUGUCCUUAAUAUGCUUUAAACUUGUUUCUUUUACAGAUCUGCUUUUGCAAAAACUAUAGUGUCUCUUUUUAACAGUGUCUGCUUAGUGGGUUACUCUGCCAUUUCUAAAGUUAGGUCAUGUAAGC